AUGCCUAUUCGGAGAUCCAACCGGAACAAAGGCGAUGUCGCUCACUACAGUGAUGCUGAGCUGGACGAUGAGCGCCAGAGGAGAAGAACGCGCCGAGGUCUGAAUGAUCAGGCGGAGAAGGAUAAGGAACAAGAAGGGUCGGGCGCCGACGCCAUGGCCGUGGAUACAGGGAGUCCUGAUCAGACAGCAAGCGAGCAGCUUCCUUCUCGAGCUACAAAAGUGUCGGUGAAGCAGUCAAAGAACGAGUCUGCUGGGAGUAUGGAAGGUCAACGCAAGUGUGACAUGUGCGUCCAACAGGACUUCGCUGUGUGCCGCUGUAAAAUAUGCGACGUCUUCAUGUGCGAUGAAUGUGGGAAGUUUCACUCCAGGAACAAGUUGACGUACCUGCACCCCACGGAGACGAUGGAAGAAUUGAAGCGAGAGCGUGCAAGAGCAUCGAAAGGAUCCUCCGAGAAUGAAGCUGAAGACAGUGAGGAUGUCGUGAUAAUGGAUGAUGACAGCAAUGUGUUGGACGAGACAUGUAAGAUUGAUGCUGCAACUUCAAGGACUGCGAUCUCCAACAAAGAAGAUGGGAAAGAAAACCAAACACAGCCCUGUGAUGUCUCUGCAUCAGGCGAUGAUCAAACAUCGAAAGUGAAUCCAAACAGUGCCAAACCGGCUGACGCAAUCGAUGAAUGUUCAAGCAAACAGCAACAAGCAAACGCAGCCUCGUCAUCUGGUGACGAUUACUACCAUGACACUGAAGAUGAUGACUUAGAUUUGCAACGAAAUGAAAGAAAAAGUACUAGAGGGAAAACUUUGCAAAAGAAAGGCCAGAAAAAGUCGAUGUCUGAAAGAAACCAGCAAAACAAGAAGAAAACGGACUCUGAACGAUCGAACAGUUCCAAAGUCUGCUUCAAAUGUAAAAUCAAGAAUGAUGCGGAAUUGCUCGUUUGCAAAGGGUGUGAUAAAGUUUGGCACAGGACAUGUGCCAAAGUAGAAGAAACAAAGACAUUGUCAGACAGUUGGCGAUGUGAGAAGUGCAAACCAGGUAAGAAUGGGACAAACAAGAUGCGGCGCGCCGUUGUCGAGUCAGAGAGUGAAUCUUCGGCAAAUGAGGAGUCCAUUGGUUCGUCAGACUCUUGGAGUGAUGCUGAAAGCACAAUGAUGGUCGCGGAAAAAGAGCUCUCCACGACAAGUGGAAGGGUCACGAGGUCAGAAGCCCGAAAACUUGGGGUUGGGGCCAACAACAAGGCAAAAGAUCAAAGUCAGGGGAAGCAGGAGGAUUCUUCAGAUUCAAAGCAAAACAAAGAGGAAAAUUCUCGGCCCAUCAAGAGGAGGAGAUUACGAAAGCCACACCAGCUCAGCACCGAUAUGAUUCGAGCGGCUGAAGAAGGUCAGAAAGCCGAUCAAAUGCGCAAAGAGAUGAGAGAAGAAUCUGCUGAGAAUGUUGGAGCUCCUCUCGUGCUCAAGGCAUGCAGGGAAGGGGAGGAAGACGUCGCACUUCCUUCUUGUCUAUACGAAGAGUUGCAGGCGCAUCAGAGGGUCGGGGUGCGAUUCAUGUGGGAGACGACGAUGAGGGAAGGGAAGGGUUGCAUCCUUGCUCACUGUAUGGGGCUCGGCAAAACGUUGCAGGUCAUAUGUGUCCUUUAUGCGGCUCUGGUGUCUAAAUCAGAAGAGGGCAAGAAAAAGACGAUCUUGAUUCUAACGCCAGUCAACACCUUGAGAAACUGGGAGGCGGAGUUCAGGAAAUGGAUCCUUCCAAGCAUGUCUUUGCCGGUACGCGUGUUGAUGGAUGCUGGAUGUCAGAACAAGGCUAGGCUGGCUUACAUAGAAGAGUGGAUGGAAGAAGGAGGAGUGAUGCUGAUAGGGUACGAACAAUUUCGAAAUCUAGCUCUUGGGAAGAACGUCAGAGGGAAGGGAAGCGUGAAAUUGAAACAGCGACUUGCGGAAUGCUUGCUUAAGCCGGGGCCUUGGGCUGUCGUUUGCGACGAGGGCCACGUGCUACGGAAUGAAGAUUCAGGCCUCUCGUCGACUGUGCGAGAUAUUAGCACACUGAGACGGAUUGUGUUGACUGGCACACCACUGCAGAACAACUUGAGAGAGUACCACUGCAUGGUUGACUUUGUACGCCCUGGACUGCUGGGAGAGUCAAACGCCUUCAAGCGAGAUUUUGUCAACCCAAUUCUCCACGGACAGUGUAUAGAUGCGCAACCAGACGAGGUGAAGCUGAUGAAGAAACGAUCCCACAUCCUUCACAGCCUCCUCAAGUGUUGUGUGGACCGAGCGGACUUUAAGGUCCUUGCUCCGUUCCUCAGCAAGAAGUACGAAUUCGUUAUCGCAAUCAGACUUUCAAAACUCCAAUCUGAUCUGUAUCAGAAGUACUUGUCGGACGUGCUUUCUAUGGAAAGUCCGGAAACAGGAGGGUUGUCAUCAAAAGUCCGUCUAUUCGAAGCCUACCAUAGCCUAUCCAAAGUUUGGACCAACCCCAAGGUGCUUGAGAUGGAGAAGAAGGCGGAGGAAGAUGAUUAUGAUUCCAUGGAGGAUUUUAUUGUUUGGUCGGAUGAGGAGAGCAGCAGCACUGAAAGUAGCAGUGGUGGCAAGCCGAAGAAAAGAUCGAAAUCGAAGAGAUCAAGAUCGUCUCUUUCAGAUGAAGAGCAACUCAUCCCAGAUCCUGUAAAAAGCUCAAGUUCAAAGGAAGAUAGGAACAAACUGUGGUGGGACGAUUUCAGAGAAUCAGUUGAACAGAUCGAACCUGAGGCAACGGGCAAGUUCUUGUUCCUCAAGCUCCUCCUGAAUGAAACCUGCGAGAUGGGAGACAAGGUCUUAGUGUUCUCUCAGAGCUUGGGGGUCUUGGAUCUCAUCGAAGAGAUGCUUAAGAUGGCUGGCGAAAGGGGAGAGGGGCUCAAGAAUUCUAAGGGAGUGUACAGACCAUGGCGGAAGGGAAGGGACUACUAUCGCCUUGACGGAUCUGUUGGGGGGAACAAGAGACAGAGCGACAUUGAGAACUUCAAUGCGACCAAGAAGGCAAGGCUGUUUCUCAUCUCUACCCGUGCAGGAAGCCUAGGAAUCAACCUCUUCUCCGCCAAUCGGAUCGUCCUGAUGGACGCGUCGUGGAACCCCAGCUUCGACACGCAAGCGAUCUUUCGCUCCUACAGGCUCGGACAGGAGAAAGAGGUCUACGUAUACAGACUGCUAGCGCAUGGUACCAUGGAGCAAAAGAUUUACGGGCGUCAGAUCACCAAACAAGCCCUGGCAUCCCGCGUCGUUGACUCGGAGGAAACAGGGAGGCUCUUCACUGACAAUGAGCUGAAGGCCUUGCUGGAGUUCAAGCCAGGAAGCGCCGGCCAAGGAGGACAAGGAAGACAAGGAGGCAGGCCGGGGGUAGAAGACCUCGACGAGAACUCACCGAAGCAACGGAAGAAGCUCUUCGAUAUGAGCAGUCUGCCUCCUGAGGAUGUGGUCCUCGCUCGCAUUAUGACUGAGAUCUCGCCCAAGUGGAUGGUGGGCUACCAUGAGGCAGACUCGUUGGUGGAGCGAGACACUGAGCUCUCCAAGGAGGAGAUCGAGGAGGCGUGGGAGGAGUGGUCAAACCGGGAGAAGCGAGCGAGGGAGGAGGCGGAGAGGAUCCAACGAGCCAACGACGAGGCAGCACGAGCAAGGCGGUUCCAGUUCGAGCUCCAGCGGAAGAUUGCGGAGUCUCAGCGGCUGCUCCAGCAGAAUCAGCUGCAGUCCGGGAUGAUCUUCAACUCUCAGAUGCCCCCCCGGCAGCAGCACUUCCUCAAUUCCGUCCCUUCUCGCCCACCACCAGUGGAGAUGGUGACGUCACUGUACAUCGUUCCUCCCAGAGAGCAGUGGAUACUCGAGCACAACGGGGUCAAAGGGCCUUUCAUCGCGAUCCUCCCGCAAGGCUACGAGAGGACGAGGAUUGUUCGCAUUGACGAGAAGCUGAGAGUCGGGGACAAGUUCUCAGUUACCAUGCCCUCCCGUGAUGCAGCGAGAGGAGAGGAGGGAGAGGAGGAGAUGGUGGUAUGGUGUUGUAUGUAGAUUGAAUCCCCACUUAUCUC
Guillardia theta CCMP2712 is the source of this 4046-nucleotide messenger RNA. RefSeq lists its product as hypothetical. Gene Ontology annotation, cellular component: nucleus. The transcript has 12 exons. The record is from RefSeq and is a predicted model, not a curated record. Lineage: Eukaryota; Cryptophyceae; Pyrenomonadales; Geminigeraceae. Gene Ontology annotation, molecular function: ATP binding; ATP hydrolysis activity; ATP-dependent chromatin remodeler activity. Bases 1 to 4026 code for a protein of 1341 amino acids.